Molecule: messenger RNA, 2179 nt
Organism: Diabrotica virgifera virgifera (western corn rootworm)
Lineage: Eukaryota; Metazoa; Arthropoda; Insecta; Coleoptera; Chrysomelidae
Exons: 2
Coding region: 1-969 (322 amino acids)
Source: RefSeq, a predicted model, not a curated record
AUGAUAGACACUGGAUCUGAAAUAACAUUGGUCAACAGAAAACUAAUAGAAGAAGUUAACUUAACAAAUUUAAUUUACAAAAUACCUAGGGUAAAUUUAGUGGGCGCAAACAAACGGACAUUGGCAACUAUAAAUGAAGGCAUACGAGUAAUGGUACGACUGGGUAAGAAUAUGUAUGCACUACAAUGUGUAAUAAUGCCAAACAUGUCACAUGACAUGAUAGUAGGAGUUGACGAAUUGGCAGAAAAACAUGUAGUGAUAGAUUUUAAAAAUAAUACGAUGAAACUAACAGAAGAAAAAGAAAAAGAACAGGACAAGGAACAUGAGAAACAAAAUACGGACGAAUCAGGUAAAGAACAAACAGUGGAAAUGAAUUUGGCAGCGAAGCAAGGACAAAGAAAAAAAAGGAGAAAAGGUCAGAAAAAGAUAAAAGAAAAUGAAACCUGUGGCUCCUCAAAAGAAGAGUUGAGCCCAGAAGAAGAAAAUUUGGGAGUAUCAGAAACAAAGGAAACCUGGGAUUCCUCAAAAGAAGAGACGAGCUCAGGAGAAGAAGAAAUAAAGCAAAAAAAUGAAAGUGAAAAGAAUAUGAUUGAAACAGUGGUAUUUGAAGAGGAGGUAUAUGCAAACGAGGAUGCAGAAUGCACGGUAAACAUGUGUGAAGAAUCUGAGAAAAAAGACAGAAAAUUGAUAUGUGGAGAAGGGAAAGAAAAGGAAUUGCGGUUGAUGUUAAGAAACUAUGAAAAUUUGAUCAAUGAGGAAAACAGAGUGGCGAAAAAGUACGAACAUUCAUUUGAGGUGAAAAACUUGGGAAAUUUUCGAUCAAAGACUUACCCGAUUCCAUACAAGUAUCGACAAGAGAUUAAAGUAAGGAAAUAUACAGGGAGUUGGUUUUGCCUCGAGAAAAUUUAUUUAAAAAUGCAGAUAAAUUUUAUCGAAUACAAGGCGGGGAUUUGUUAUAUUUCUAUUUGAUAUGAAAAUUAAAAUUUGAUAAUUAUAGACAAAAUUCAAUUUAAUAUAAAAUAUUUUCAAUUUUCUCAACCACGGGCAUAUAAAUUUAGAACAACCUGUAUACAACAAAUUGUUAUAUUUAAUUUUAAGAAGUGAUUAAAUAAGACUCAAGUGAAAUCGAUAAUAGGCCAUUAUCGUUGUUCGCGGAAGGAUCGGUCAUUAGCCGAUGCUAAAUAAGACUAAGUGGAAAUAGAGAAUAGGUCAUUAAAAUUUGUAUAUAGUAGAAAGUAAUUUUAGAAUGGGAAUUAACUAUUUUCUUUGAAAUCCAUUAAGCAUAUUUAGAAAGUUUAAAAAUUGGUUUUGAGGAAUACUGCGAAUGAGAGUUGGUGGUGGAAUUUUGAUUUGUGAAUCUGGAAGGGAUAUUUAGAAAGUAGGGGAAUGAAUGACAAAUAGAGAUCAGAAUGUUUUGAGCUGUCGAGAAGUGAAGUCGAGUAGUAGACGGUAGUGUACGGAGAGUGAGAAAGCCGGUGUAGUUCCGUGAGUGUGGAGUAUCUAUCGUAGAACGAGAGGUAGGCCAGGUUGAGAGUAAAAGAACCUCCUUGAGCCAAGAGUUCCCGGUAGCUGAUUGCAGUUUCGAAAAAGGUAGAACACAGCAUCACGACAGAAGCAGGAAACGAGAGCUAUACGAGCUAGUUUCAGAGGAGAACAUUACUGGAAGCCAGGACGAGGUUUUGAUUGCAGCCAAGGAUAGCAGGAAACGGGUCUUGUGUGAAGACAUUCUCAAUGCACCAGAAAAAGGUCAGUCUCAUUUGUUUGGACAUGAAUGUAUGGGUUUUUCGUAGUAAAUACCACAUUUAAAAUUGAAGAAACAUAAUCAAUAAUAUCAGAAAAGUUUCAUCAAACUUAAAUAGAAUUGUUGCUGAUAAAUCAUAAUAGUUAAAUGUUAAUAAAAACUUUCAAUUGGAAAUCAAAAGGAAAUAAGAUUCCCAUGUGUAAAUGUUAUGUUUAAGAAUAAUAAGAUAUAGCAAAUAUUAAGCAGUGAUUGCCAUUUAAAUAAAAUAAACAAUAUUUUGAUUACAAUUGUAACCCAUAUGUGUUAUUAUUUUACUCUUUUCUUUCCUAUCCCGAUUAGGAACCAUUAAGAAAUAUUUAGAAGCCACGUAUGUAAGUAAUGAAUUUUAUAAAAAGCCCUGAGAUUGAAAACAUAUUGAUAUGUGAUCUGGUAAAUUAA